UUUCUUUUCCGCAUUCUCAUACCUUAUUUGUUUUUUUUUUUUUUUCUUUUUUUCUUCUCACCGCAUUUCUGUGUCAUAAUCAAUCGGUUUUUAUUAUCAUUAUCAUUAUUGUUUUUCCUUCCUUUCGAAUCCACCCUUCGUGGGAACGAGAUUGAAUGUAUCCCAGGCUAACCCAUGCUUGUACUGCUUACCCGUAACCUGGACCUGCAUGCAUGCAUUUAUCUUAUUUGUUCGGACGGGGUCGAUUUGCUGUCCUUUUUUUUUCCUGUGCGCCCUUUCUCACCCCUGCGUCUUAUUUUCAACCCCGCUGCGUGCCUGCGUGUGUGUAUGUAUGCGUGUCCAGUUUGCCCCUUAUUUGGUAGGUUUUCUUUUCUUUAGGGGAAACUUCCGUCUUACAUUACUUGGUGCGACAUUGUUGUGAGUCACUUCAACUAGUAUAUUCGUAUGCACCCUACAUUUAGAUCAUAGUAUAUAGGUAGUAAGUCAUAGAUAAGUCCAAUAAUAGCAAAC
Aspergillus candidus is the source of this 510-nucleotide messenger RNA. RefSeq lists its product as uncharacterized. The transcript has a single exon. Bases 209 to 421 code for a protein of 70 amino acids. The record is from RefSeq and is a predicted model, not a curated record. NCBI's taxonomy places the organism in Eukaryota, Fungi, Ascomycota, Eurotiomycetes, Eurotiales, Aspergillaceae.